AUGAAUUUCCAAUUAAUAUUUCUGACCACUUGUGUUGUUGUUACCUUCAGCUCACCAGUAGAACUUGAAGACAAACUACGCACACUUUUUGCUGAUGAAAAAGAACUAAAUUUGAAAGGCUUGGGAGUAUCAACAAGAGGAACAGGUACAGGAAGUUCAUUGUCUAAAACAGAAAGAAACACAAUUCUCAAGCUUCACAGAGAGGCUCGUAACAAUGUUCAGCCACCAGCUUCGAACAUGCAGAAAAUGACCUGGAGCAAACAACUGGCUUCUGUAGCCCAGGCUCACGCUGAUAAAUGCAUCUGGAGUCACAACAGCGAAAGGUCAUCACAGGCUAGCAGUUUCAGUUACGUCGGUGAAAAUCUGUACGUUACAACAAGUUCUUAUGAAUAUUUGGACAAAGGUGUUGCAUCAUGGGUGAAUGAAAAGAAAGACUAUGAUUAUGCUUCUAAUUCCUGCAGUGGAGUGUGUGGACACUAUACACAGCUUGUCUGGGCUGACAGUACCAAGCUUGGUUGUGCCGUAGGAAGUUGUCCUACUAUGACUAAUUUACCCUCUUACUUCAAGAAUGUCAAAUUCGUAGUAUGCAACUAUGGACCAGGUGGUAAUUACAAUGGGAGGAAACCUUAUGAAGAAGGCACAGCCAGCAAUGACAAUGGAUCAGCGGGAUCAACCGGCUGUUAAUAAAAAGAAUGAGCAAGAAGUGUACGCACACAAUGGUUUGUUGAAACCCGGCAGCUUGACAUCUAUCAUAUUUUCUCCACAGUCUUAUAAUUAAAAUCUUUUAUGCAUUAA
This is a messenger RNA of Mytilus californianus (California mussel), 795 nucleotides long. RefSeq names its product GLIPR1-like protein 1. Gene Ontology annotation, cellular component: extracellular region. The coding region runs from base 1 to 684 and encodes 227 amino acids. The record is from RefSeq and is a predicted model, not a curated record. Lineage: Eukaryota; Metazoa; Mollusca; Bivalvia; Mytilida; Mytilidae. The transcript is spliced from 6 exons.